Molecule: messenger RNA, 435 nt
Organism: Amphibalanus amphitrite
Lineage: Eukaryota; Metazoa; Arthropoda; Thecostraca; Balanomorpha; Balanidae
Product: sulfotransferase family cytosolic 1B member 1-like
Exons: 1
Coding region: 1-435 (144 amino acids)
Biological process (GO): sulfation
Cellular component (GO): cytoplasm
Molecular function (GO): sulfotransferase activity
Source: RefSeq, a predicted model, not a curated record
AUGAUCAAUGUUCACAAGUACCGUGGCACCUUCGCAGACUUUCGUGACAGUUUCAUGCGGGACGCUCUUAUGUUCUGCCCAUACCGUGAGCACGUGAAGGGCUACUUGGAGCACUCGGACACUGUGCUCUGUCUCACGUACGAGCAGAUGCACCAGGAUCGCGGCUCGGUCGUCCGUAAGGUGGCAGACUUCCUGGGAGUCUCCCUGAGCGACGCCGACGUCGACGAUAUCGUGAAGAACACCAGCUUCGAAGUGAUGAAGGCGAAUCCGGACACCAACUUCCGCCAGUGGGAGGACAGCGGCAUGGUGUCCGGCACCGAGGAAGGCACCUUCAUGAGAAAGGGGAUGGUGGGCGACUGGAGAAACUACUUCACCGAGGAGGAGAGUGAAGCCUUCUUGAAGUGGAGGAACGAAGAGGUCGCUUCACUGGAGUAG